Messenger RNA from Trichoderma harzianum CBS 226.95, 915 nucleotides. RefSeq lists its product as hypothetical. The record is from RefSeq and is a predicted model, not a curated record. NCBI's taxonomy places the organism in Eukaryota, Fungi, Ascomycota, Sordariomycetes, Hypocreales, Hypocreaceae. The transcript is spliced from 5 exons. Bases 1 to 915 code for a protein of 304 amino acids. Gene Ontology annotation, molecular function: catalytic activity.
AUGGCUUCCAAUUUCAGAAUAGUGAAGGCAGCUGCAGUUCAGGCAGAGCCUGUAUGGCUUGAUCUCGAAUCCACGAUUGCGAAGACAUGCCGGCUGAUCAAAGAGGCGGCUUCAAACGGUGCCCAAAUUGUGUCAUUCCCAGAGGCAUUUGUUCCAGGAUAUCCAGCAUGGAUUUGGGUGCGUGCAAUGGACUUCGAGACGAACAUUCGCUACGCUGAUAACUCCCUCUCUAUUGACUCCGAAGAGAUGGAGCGGCUGAAGGCUUGUGCAGCCGAAAAUAAUAUCGUUGUUUGUCUCGGCUAUUCUGAGCGAGAAGGGAACUCGUUAUAUAUUGGUCAGUAUACUAUCGAUAAUACCGGCGAGCUGGUAAUGUCCAGGCGAAAACUUAAGCCUGUUCACAUGGAGCGUACCAUUUUUGGAGAUGGAAAUGGUCCUUCCCUAAACAAUGUCGCAACGACUGGUGUUGGGAGGGUUGGGCAACUUUCUUGUGCCGGAGAAGAAAUUCACUGUGCUGCCUGGCCCCCUGUAGCACCCCAUCCAGGCGGGCCAGCUCCCUAUUCCAUGGCAGAUGAAGCUGUUGCAUCUUUCUCAAGUGUAUACUCUAUGCAGGCACAGUGUUUUACUCUCCAUUCAACCGCCGUUAUCUCGCAACCAUCUAUCGAAAAACUGGGCGUCGAACAGACUCCGCUGUUUAACCAACCAGGCGGUGGCAAUGCCAGGAUUUAUGGCCCCGACGGACGACUUCUGACUAAAGAUUUGCCGCCUUCUGAAGAAGGCAUGGUAUAUGCAGAUUUGGAUAUGAGCUUAAUUACUAAGGAGAAGGGUUUCUUGGAUAACUGUGGCCACGCUGGAAGACCGGAACUGUUGUGGCUUGGACGCCAUGCGUCUCACCAGGGGCCAGUUCGUUCCGCCUAG